Molecule: messenger RNA, 2435 nt
Organism: Sinocyclocheilus anshuiensis
Lineage: Eukaryota; Metazoa; Chordata; Actinopteri; Cypriniformes; Cyprinidae
Product: zinc finger CCCH domain-containing protein 14-like
Exons: 17
Coding region: 134-2134 (666 amino acids)
Biological process (GO): regulation of mRNA stability
Cellular component (GO): cytoplasm; nucleus
Molecular function (GO): poly(A) binding; metal ion binding
Source: RefSeq, a predicted model, not a curated record
GCAUGCGCAGUAUGAAUAGAGACGCUGCACGCGAGGCCUGGUAAUAGCAAACUGUCCUUCUUUCUUCUUUUCUCGAUUUCCUGUUAAUUUAAAUAGUGUCUUGAAUCAGAGGGGAAACAACAAACCAACAAAUAUGGAGAUCGGAACUGAGAUUAGCAAGAAAAUAAGGACUGCUAUCAAAGGAAAGUUGCAGGAGCUCGGCGCUUAUGUGGAUGAGGAGCUUCCGGAUUACAUCAUGGUCAUGGUGGCCAAUAAGAAGAACCCAAAGCAGAUGGCAGACGACCUGUCCUUGUUUCUAGGCAACAAUACCAUUAAGUUCACUGUAUGGUUACAUGGUGUUCUGGAGAAGCUACGAUCGGUUGCAACUGAGCCCACAUCACUCCAUCCAUCCGAUCCACACUCUGAGACCAGCAUCCCAGCAGAAAACAACAGGAGGGGGGCGGAGCCUCGUGCUCUCGCCAUUUCCAGCUCACGUUCUGAUAAGCUGGAGGGGCGUGUCUCAAGCUCCGCCCACGAGAACCACACCAGGAGAGGCUCUUCUGAAAGACCCUCCAGACUCACAUCUGCUGUCAAACCGCUGAUGGAGGCGUCGGCAGAAGCUGUGAUUGACAUCAAGCCCGAUCUGGAUGAUGAUCUCAUUGCCUACGACCCCCUGGAGCAGAGCUUGACCUCUCGGGCUUUAUACAGCCGCUCAACUGCGGACAGGCCACGGCCAGCGCUGGAGUCUUCAAGACGGACUGCGGAUGCUUACAGAUCCUCAGACGUCACGAGAGGUCAGGAAAGGUCCGGUUCCAGCCAUGGCCGGGGCUACAGGAGCUCAGCGGAGAGCAGCAGGGAAUUGUCCCGGAAACGAAAGGCUCCUGUAGCCAGUUCGGUGGUUCGGGUUCACAGAGGUCAUGAACGCGGACAGGAGAGUGAUGAUCUGAAUGAGGAGGAGGAUGAAGAUGAGGAGGACUACGGUAUUGCCAGCAAAGUGUCUCUGCCAUUGAAACCUGAGCGCAAGCCUUCCCUCCCACCAGCCAAACAAGCCAACAAAAAUCUGAUCCUCAAAGCGAUCUCAGAAGCUCAGAAAUCCAUCAACAAGACCACUACAUACACAGUUCCCCAGCGGCAGACGGUUCCUGUAGCACCACGGACACGUUCAGUGAGUGACGAGAUGAAUAAUGCUGCAAUCCGAUUGGUCCAGGAGCACCUGCACGCCCUCGCGCCUCAGGACACGCUGCACAAUACACAAUCCAUAGCUUUAGCAUCUCGUCUGCAGUUGGAGCUUCCAGAAGAGGACACUCGAGAGCAGCUCAGUGAAUACCAGCUGCAGGUUUUAGAGGCGGCGAGACUCAAUGCUCUGGACACACGUUCAUUCAUCAUGAGGAAACCGGAGCUUGAACAGACUCCACCAGUCAGGAGCAGUCUUAGUGCUGUCAAUCAAACUGAAGACCCGCCCAUCACGUCCCGAAUGGUGCAGGCCAGAGAGAGAGGGGAGCUUGUGGAAGCAGCGAGUCCAAAGUUCAUCGUGACAUUAGAUGGAGUUCCCAGUCCGUUAGCAAGCCGCACCGAUCAGGAGAUGGAACCUGAGGACGAGUUCAAUACGACCCCUGACUUUCCAGAAAAUAAUGGACCCAAACCUGCCGUCCACCUCAGACUCGGCACUGACUUUCUAAACACUGGCAAUAGAGAGUUAAAUGAGGUGGAGGACAUGGAUGUAGAGCCGGUUCAGGCUAAACGACAGAAACUUCCAGAACGCUGCAGGUUUUGGCCUGCGUGCAAGAGUGGAGACGAGUGUCUGUACCAUCACCCCAACACACAGUGCAAAAUAUUUCCCAACUGUAAAUUUGGCAACAAGUGUCUGUUCAUUCAUCCAAACUGUAAGUUUGAUGCCAAGUGCACCAAAGCGGACUGUCCAUUCACACACGUCAGCCGCAAACUCAACAGCAACCCGACAAGAGCUGAACCAGCUCCAGCCAGCAGCGUGUGCCAUUUCUUCCCAGAGUGUAAAAAGCUGGACUGUCCGUUCUACCACCCUAAACCGUGUAGAUUUGCGGCGCAGUGCAAGCGAGCGGGCUGUACUUUCUACCAUCCAGUUGUGGCAGUGCCGCCCAGAAGUGCUCUGAAAUGGACCAAAACGCAGAACAGUUGAGAAACACUCAAGUGAAUGAUCACGGCUGAGCUGCGGCGUUUCUAUGGUUCAUGUGGAGUUUUGUCUCUUCUGUCAUUCUAAUCAUUUUUGUUGUGCUUAAGUUUUUUGACUUCUUUUUAAAACAAAUUAUGAGUUUUAUAAAUUGCAAGCUUCUGUAAGCUGUUUACAGAAUAUAUUUGGUGUAUUAAAUGUCAACAAUACACACACACACACACAAAUGUUGUCUUGACUCUGUAAAUAUGGAUCAGUAGCUUAAAUAUUCACUCGAUUCACAAUCCCAGCAGUUUUGAAAGCCAAAGUG